Messenger RNA from Ylistrum balloti, 1499 nucleotides. RefSeq lists its product as uncharacterized. NCBI's taxonomy places the organism in Eukaryota, Metazoa, Mollusca, Bivalvia, Pectinida, Pectinidae. The record is from RefSeq and is a predicted model, not a curated record. Bases 14 to 1459 code for a protein of 481 amino acids. The transcript is spliced from 3 exons.
ACCACUGACAUCAAUGUAUAUGCUACACUUAGUUUUUGACAGUGUGGAAAACGGGGACUUGGUCGAAAUUUCUUUUGAAGGUCAAAACCAUUUGCAUUCUACUCGAACAAAUAGCAAUGAAGUUUAUGAAAUUCAUACCUCAUUUGUCAGUUCGCUUUUUCUUGGUGAGCGCAGUAUCACUGUCCAGAUGAUAAAAGCUGUGGCCGAUACAAAACUUCAACUCACGUUGGAUGUCAGUAAGAACGUCACACUUUCCAAUCAGACAGACGAUUGUGUCAUUGUUCGGCAGGUAUCACCAUUAGAAUUAAUGAUUACCAUCAAUGUCUUCGACAAAGAAAGUGGAAUCAAACAGAUUUACGUCGGCGCAGGGUCUACACGUGAAGGAUUUCAGAUCCACCCUCUUCUUCUUGUGCCGUCAUUGUCAAAUGUAAUUCUCUUCACAGAGGCUCCUCAUGGACAGGCGAUAUAUAUCACAGCGAUUGUAGAGAACCAUGCCGGAAUCCGGGGUCAUUUUCAUUCCCACGCUAUCAUUAUGGACCACACACCACCAAUAAUAUCAAACGCAGUGAUGAAUACGACUUACAUCAGUUUCGGAGAGGAUACAUUGACUACAGUAAGUGUUACCUGGGAAGUCAUUGAUGCUGAAAGUUCAUCUACACAUUGUUCUUGUGCCAUAGUUGUAAACAACUCAGUUAUUAUCGAAAGUGGAAUGAGAUUGUCGCUCCACCACUUCCAAACGCCAUAUCUUCCCUUGAUACAUGGUAGUAUGAUUUCGGCGGAAGUUACUUGUUCAAAUGACGCUGAUCUAAAGAAGAUUUUAUCUGUUGGACCUAAACUUAUAACUUAUUUCCCGCCGGACAUCAACAAUGCUGCAAUAUACGUCAACACGUUGGCCGAGACAUCAUCGGAAGUUCCCGUUAUCCCACCAGGUUCACCCUUGAUAUUUUCGUGGGGAGAAUUCGACGAUUCUUAUGGAAUCCAGACGUAUUCCUACCGUGUCCUCCAGGGUGAUCAGGUGACGAAAGAUUGGGAGGACACGGAGAUGCGGACCUACGUAUCGGUUGAGGACGUUAGCCUAAAAAACAACAAUUUGUAUAUCGUGGAGGUAACAGCGUGUAGCAAGGACGGGAUCUACAGCAAAGCCAUCAACGCAUCUGUUCUCGUCACAGGGGAUGCUCCUGUUCUUACAGGUCGACAUUCCAAAGUCACAAGAACUGGGGAAAAAAUCGAAAUAAUCUGGAGUGAUGUGUUUUCCGUACGGCCCGAACUCCUGCCAACAUAUGCCAUAAAACUCGGUUCACAAGAGGGACUUGUUGACAUCCUACGACAUAUUGAGACUAGAGAACAACGUCACGUGUUUCACAAUACGUACGACGGAAGUGACGUAUUUAUCGAUAUUACCUGUAAAUAUCAAACUGGGGCAUCGUCUGUAUUUCGAGAAAAACAAUCCUUAUCUUGAAUGUCAUGAUUUGUGAUCGCAAAUGGAAUUCAAAAUAACA